AAGAGCCUUGUCUGUCUCCAUACAUGGGCAGUUGCUACAAACCGGAAGUGUGUCGUCAGCGCACAUGACCGGAACUCGAUCACAUGAUCAGUGUUUUCAAAGAAAACUUGUAUCCAUUCACCCGGACGUCUCGGAGAUCCUUCGCUUUAUUACUGUAAUUGAAAAAGUCUUGAGGGUUGCAGUGAGCUGGUAUCAGUGAGAAGUCAUGAGACUUGUGAUUCUGGACGACUAUGACCUGGCCAGCGAGUGGGCUGCAAAAUACAUCCGCAACCGGAUCAUCCAGUUCAAACCCAGAGCUGACCGCUACUUCACUUUAGGACUUCCAACAGGCAGCACUCCCCUCGGCUGCUAUAAGAAGCUGAUCGAAUAUCACAAGAGUGGAGACCUGUCCUUCAAAUACGUCAAGACCUUUAACAUGGACGAGUAUGUGGGCCUUCCCAGGGAUCAUCCCGAGAGCUAUCACUCCUACAUGUGGAACAACUUCUUCAAGCACAUCGACAUCGAGCCGCAGAACACUCAUAUACUGGACGGCAACGCCAGCGACCUGCAGGCCGAGUGCGACGCCUUUGAGCAGAACAUUACGGCUGCCGGAGGAAUCGAGCUGUUUGUGGGAGGCAUUGGUCCAGAUGGGCACAUCGCCUUUAAUGAGCCCGGCUCCAGUCUCGUCUCCAGGACCCGAGUGAAGACCCUGGCCAAGGACACCAUAGUAGCCAAUGCCCGUUUCUUUGGGAAUGACCUUUCCAAAGUGCCCACCAUGACUCUCACCGUUGGAGUGGGAACAGUGAUGGAUGCCAGAGAGGUCAUGAUUCUGAUCACAGGAGCUCAUAAGGCCUUCGCCCUGUAUAAAGCCAUCGAGGAGGGCGUCAACCACAUGUGGACGGUGUCUGCCUUCCAGCAGCAUCCACGAACCAUUUUUAUUUGCGACGAAGAUGCGACGCUGGAGCUCAGGGUCAAAACUGUGAAGUAUUUUAAAGGUCUGAUGCACGUCCACAAUCAGCUAGUUGAGCCGACGCUCAGCGUGAAGGACUACAUGGACUGAACGCGCCAAACGGACCGUCUGGAAAACCAGACUGACAUCAGUGUGAAUGAGUGGAAACUGGCCUCAGGGACCACAGCGGUUUUGAAUGGUCAUGAAGUGUUUGGAGGUCUAUGCCAGCAUAAUAUAGAUGUAAACCACCUCUGCUUUCCCAAGGUGCCAUGUGUUCAUGCACUCCACUUGAGCAAAUCUCCAUGUUAGCUUUUGUACUUUACUUUUAAACUACUUUAAUGCCAGUGUUGUGUUCACAUGAAAAGACAAUAUUUUAGGGAAGUUGUACUCGGAAACACUCUUACUUUAACCCUUUCAGCCAGUGUUUACCAUUUUAGAUAACACUAUCACACUUUCUCACUAAUAAGAAAAAUCCUUUCUUUUUUUCAUUCUGAUAAAGCCAAUACAUAAUUUCCUCUGUACUGUAGUUUAAUCAGGAAACACUGAAGCUCAGCAUUUCGAGCCGAACAUCUUUUUUUUCACUGAUUAUGGUCAUUUUUUAAAUAACACAAGCUACUUAAAGUUCACUUGAAUGUUGAAUUUCACUCCAAGGUGACUUCUUGAACGAGUUUUUUUGGAAUCUUUUUGUUAAGAUGACACAUAAAUUAGUGCUGUCAAAUCAAUUAAUCGCAUCUAACAAAGUUUGUAAAUAUAUGUGUGUAGAUAAACACACACACACACACACACACACAUAUAUAUAUAUAUAUAUAUAUAUAUAUACACACAAACUUUUAUGGUAGAUGUGAUUAAUCGUGAUUAAUUGAUUGGCUCAAUUCUAAUGUGCAGUCAAAUCGAUUAAUCACGAUUAAUCGCAUCUAGCAAAAGUUUGUUAAAAAAAAAGUGUGUGUAUAUAUAUAUAUAUAUAUAUAUAUAUAUAUACAUACAUACAUACAUACACACAUAAAUAAUUGACAAACUUUUGUUAGAUAUUGCGAUUAAUCAAUUUGACAGAACAUUAGAAUUGAGCCAAUCGAUUUAAUUGCGAUUAACCACAUCUAACAAUUUUUUUUUGUAAAUGUGAUUAAAUGCGAUUAAUCGCAUCUAAAAAGUUUGUAAAUAUAUGUGUGUGUGUAUACAGAAAAAAACACACACACAUAUAUUUACAAACUUUUUAGAUGCGAUUUAUUGCGAUUAAUCGAUUUGACUGCACUAAUAUAGACUUUAAAAUCUUUUUUAUGAAUUCUCCAAAUGUAUUGUUUAUCCCUAUACAUAUGAAACAUUAAGAACUGAUGUGACCCACAAUCAUUUGUAAUGUUACAACCUGAUAAUUAUCUAUAAGUUGAUCUGUGAUCAGUUUUUCCAACUUUAAAAAGGUCUUACAAGUAUAAUGUCAUUUUAUACAAUUUCAAGCACAAUUUAUUGCCUUUGAAUGAAUCCAGGUUACUUGCAGUAUGUACAACCAGUGUAAAUGCUGGGAAAGUGUAUUUCUUGUUUGCUUAUUCAUGUUAAAAAGCUUUUAUUGCCAUAUCUGAAUAGAGAAGUGUGGGAAUGUUAUUGAAGUUAACUAAUUUUACACAUGAUGUGCAGUACUCAUGUAUUCUCUUUAGUUACUGUACUUUGUUAUAUACGCACUGUUUUAUAUUAUAUAAAAAUAUUAAAUGAGUCAUUUUACUCCUAUUGUAAAACACUCAGUAGCUUCAUCUAACAUUGUGGCUUUCUGAACAAGUGUGUUUGUUUGUUGCUGGUGUUUCUGAGCCCUCCUGUACUGUACUUUAUUGAAUGUUCAUGGGAAGGACAGUUCAUGUUUUUAUGGGCUUGCAAAUUUAUUUCCAUUAAACUGUUAAAAGAUUGUGUGAACUGACGGUCAACAGAUCAGCACUCCAAAAACCAAAUCAUUCUUUGUGUAAUUGCUCAUGGAUGAAUGAAUAAUAAUAAUAAAGUUUCAUUUAUUGUCA
Molecule: messenger RNA, 2922 nt
Organism: Ctenopharyngodon idella (grass carp)
Lineage: Eukaryota; Metazoa; Chordata; Actinopteri; Cypriniformes; Xenocyprididae
Gene: gnpda2
Product: glucosamine-6-phosphate deaminase 2
Exons: 7
Coding region: 206-1039 (277 amino acids)
Biological process (GO): N-acetylglucosamine catabolic process; D-glucosamine catabolic process; N-acetylneuraminate catabolic process
Cellular component (GO): cytoplasm
Molecular function (GO): glucosamine-6-phosphate deaminase activity; identical protein binding
Source: RefSeq, a predicted model, not a curated record